CUUCGCCAUUCUUACAGAAGCUGUUUUGUAGUAUGUCUCUGUUGGUUCAUCGUGUUUGAUUCUUUACUCUUUUAUGGUGACAGCGUUUUUAUAGAAGUUCUCGUCUUCUUUAUAGCGUAUUUCGAUUUCAUUUCGACGAACUCGAAGAUCUCCUCGAGAAGAAUGGCAAACGCAGAAGGACCGCGCCGUGCUUUUUUGUCAGACGACGUUUUUCCACCUCCUGCCUUCUCCGAGCAUGCAGCGCUGGAGCGCUGGGCGACCAAGUGCGCUAUGGCGUUCUCAAACGUUACAUUCUCAACUGUUAAAUGAGUUUGUGAUGCAAGAAUGGCAACAGUGAAAGUGGCAAGAUUGCAGCUUUCGCAUCACAGAUUUCCCACAGAUUAUCCUGCUGUUUAGCCCUUUGAAAAUGUGUCAUGCUAAGCACCUUGACCAAGUGGAGGCUGAUGCCAAUUUUGCAUCACAAACAAGGUCAUGGCGCGGGGACAGAGUCCCCGCGCUGCGACCUUGCAGCGAAGAAGAGCCACCCGCGGUGGCUUUUCUUGCCCGUGAUGCGGCAGGAUUUUUAUUUUUUUUGCGACAGAACGGGAUGGCCCUGCCGCCCGUGGAGCCGGCGCCCCCCCUGGAAAAGUGCGCCCUUUUCUGCCCCCCUCGGCGGGGCGCCCCCCCCCCCAAAGGACUCCCCACGGCCAACCGAGGGCGCGGCCUUCCUGGGGGCUGUUCUCCCGAACCAAGGCGCGCGGACCUGUUCCUGCGCCCCUGGGCGGGGCGCCCCCCCCAUAGGACUAUUGCCGACCAACCGAGGGCGCGGACUUCCUGGAGGCUGUCCUCCCGAACCAGGGCGCGCGGACCGACCUGUUUCUGCCUGCGCCCCUGGGCAGGGCGCCCCCCCCAAAGGACUACCCACGACCAACCGAGGGCGCGGACUUCCUGGAGGCUGUUCGCCCGAACCAGGGCGCGCGGACCUGUUUCUGCGCCCCUGGGCGGGGCGCCCCCCCCAAAGGACUAGUCACGACCAAGGGAGGACGCGCCCUUCCUUGCCCCUGUUCUCCCAAACCCGGGCGCGCGGACCUGUUUCUGCGCCCCUUGGCGGGGCGCCCCCCCCUCAAAGGACUACCCACGACCAAGGGAGGACGCGGCCUUCCUGGGGGCUGUUCUCCCGAACCAGGGCGCGCGGACCUGUUUCUGCGCCCCUGGGCGGGGCGCCCCCCCAAAGGACUACCCAAGACCAACCGAGGGCGUGGCCUUCCUUGCGCCUGUUCCGCCGAACCAGGGCGCGCGGACCUGUUUCUGCGCCCCUGGGCGGGGCGCCCCCCCCAAAGGACUAGUCACGACAAAGGGAGGACGCGUCCUUCCUUGCCCCUGUUCUCCCAAACCCGGGCGCGCGCACCUGUUUCUGUGCCCCUUGGCCUUGGCCGCACGGUGUCCGGGAACGAAGCGCUCGCAGCUGGGGCUGGCCCCUGGGUCAUGGCGCGGGGACAUAGUCUCCGCGCCAUGACCCAGGGGCUUUCGAUCGCCCCUUGGCCGCACGGUCUCGCGUGACAGACUGGGCUUCGGGUCCAAACCCCACAUGACAAAGUCCGAAAGCUUGGCCGGGGUGUGUCCGAAAGUCUGUCCGGGGUGUGUCCGAAAGUCUGCCCGGGGUGUGUCCGAAAGUCUGCCCGGGGUGUGCCUGGGGUGUGUCUGGGGUAUGUUCGGACUUUUUGCCUGGGGUGUGUUCGGGGGUCUGUCUGGGGUAUGUCUGGGGUGUGUCUGGGGUGUGUCCGGGGUAUGUUUAUACCCCGCCUUCUGCUUUUUCGCCAAAAAUUUGUAUUCAGGUCGGGAUUGAAUUCCAUUUGCAUACCCCUGACACACCCCCGAACAUACCCCCGAACAUACCCCUCGCAUGCAUUUUUGACCAGCUGCUGCAGUUUAGAUAGUAAUUUAUGUAACAGUUGAGAAUGUAACAUUUGAGAACGCCAUAUGCGCCCCCGGGUACUUGGAGCAAUUGUUGGC
Molecule: messenger RNA, 1992 nt
Organism: Amoebophrya sp. A120
Lineage: Eukaryota; Dinophyceae; Syndiniales; Amoebophryaceae
Source: the annotation of a GenBank genome assembly